CACAGCAAAGUGGUACAAGAAAAGCAAGUUUUUUGGUCAGGGCAAUUACGAAAGGACACUAGCUGUGCUGUUGAGCAGCAGCGUUGUUUAUUAUUGCACACUGAGAGAUGAGGAGAAGAGAAAAGAGUUCAAAUCUCAUGUCAAAAAUGUAAAGAAGGACUUAAGUACACUCCUCCAAUGGAGACAAACCGAUAAUGGAAGAAAUGAAGUUCUAUUCAGAAGUAAAACUAUGUCCUUCUGCGAUAGCAACAAAAAAGGAUUCCGUCAUCCUUUGUGGAGAUCAGAAGAGAAAAGGCCCAUCGAAAAAAUGGAAAAUGCAAUCCUCUUUAGUGGUUCUUCCAAUCCUUUAUUGAGUAAAAAUAUAGCAGAUCAUUUGGGGACUAUACUAGGUAGAGUGCAUCUGAAGAGAUUCGCAGAUGGGGAAGUGUCCAUGCAGUUUUUGGAGAGUAUCCGAGGUAAGGACGUCUACAUUAUACAACCAACAUGUCCACCAGUUAAUGAAAAUUUGAUUGAGUUGUUACUUAUGAUUUCUACAUGUAGAAGAGCUUCUGCAAAGAAAAUCACAGCAGUGAUCCCAUACUAUGGGUAUGCAAGACAAGACAGAAAAUUAAGUUCCAGAGUCCCCAUAUCAGCAGCUGAUGUUGCUAGGAUGAUAGAAGCUAUGGGAGUCGAUCGUGUUGUUGCUAUCGAUUUACAUUCGGGACAAAUACAGGGAUUUUUUGGACCUAGGGUACCAGUAGAUAAUCUAGAAGCUCAACUGAUAGGAUUAGAUUACUUCACAAAGAAGGACCUCUAUAAGCCUGUUAUUGUCUCUCCAGAUGCAGGAGGAGUAUAUCGAGCAAGGAAAUUCCAGGACGGAUUAAAUCAUAGGGGAGUAGGUGAGUGUGGAAUUGCUAUGCUAAUCAAACAAAGAACCAAACCAAAUGAAAUUGAGAAAAUGGAUUUAGUUGGAAAUGUAUACGAUUCUGAUGUUAUUAUAGUAGAUGAUAUGAUUGAUACUUCUGGGACGUUGUGUGAAGCUGCUAAGCAAUUGAAGAAGCAUGGUGCGAGGAGAGUGUUCGCUUUCGCUACACAUGGACUUUUUUCUGGACCUGCUAUUGACCGGAUUGAGAACUCUCCCCUGGAGGAGGUCGUCGUGACGGACACUGUCAAGUCGAACAAGAAUAUCGACAGCUGUAAGAAAAUCACCAAAUUGAGUGUCUCUGUGCUCGUGGCCGACGCGAUUAGGCGCAUCCACCAGAAGGAGUCGCUCAACGAUCUGUUCAACAUCAAGGGGUA
Molecule: messenger RNA, 1278 nt
Organism: Plasmodium cynomolgi strain B
Lineage: Eukaryota; Apicomplexa; Aconoidasida; Haemosporida; Plasmodiidae
Product: phosphoribosylpyrophosphate synthetase
Exons: 1
Biological process (GO): purine nucleotide biosynthetic process; 5-phosphoribose 1-diphosphate biosynthetic process
Cellular component (GO): cytoplasm; ribose phosphate diphosphokinase complex
Molecular function (GO): ribose phosphate diphosphokinase activity; magnesium ion binding
Source: RefSeq, a predicted model, not a curated record